Messenger RNA from Aspergillus melleus, 798 nucleotides. Its product is annotated as fungal specific transcription factor domain-containing protein. Lineage: Eukaryota; Fungi; Ascomycota; Eurotiomycetes; Eurotiales; Aspergillaceae. The coding region runs from base 1 to 798 and encodes 265 amino acids. The record is from RefSeq and is a predicted model, not a curated record. The transcript has 2 exons.
AUGCUCAUCCAAUCUUAUAUGACAAGGCUAGUCCUCGUGGCCUCGGAGAUCCUAGCCGAGAUGGCCGAAUGUCAGGACUCCAGCUUUUGGAUCCACGCAGAUAGGCUAGCCGGGCAACUGGACCAAUGGCAUCAAGCUCUGCCACCAGAGCUGCAUCUCGCAGCACUCAGCAGUGUGGACCGGACGUUGACUCAAGAGAAAGCCUUGUACCUGAUGCAUAUGAUGUAUAUAGACUCCCGGUUGCAGCUGUACUGUCGGCUAUUGGAAGGGUUCCAAAAUUGCACAGGGGGGCCUAGUCCGCAACCAAGCGUCCACCUGCUGGGGAGUCUUUUCAACCAAGUGCCCAAGCACAUGUGUGAGACCUACACAGCCUUCUCUAUCCAGCUUGCUCGGAUCGCCUCGCUGCUAUACAGCCAAGAAGUGAUAAUGACGCGGUGCUGGCUGGUUGUAUGUGCCGUCUUCGACGUGUGUAUCGUGCUGCUACUCGGGAUUUGUCGGAAAUACUUUACAGACAGCAGCGGUAGCUUUACCGAUCUUCCCGCCCACGUCCAUACGUGCCUCACCGUCCUACGCUUCUGCAGUAGCGGUGACAUUGCCGCACAUCGGCUGAUGGACAUGUUGGAGCCAAUCCUGGAGCUGUGGAACUGCCUAGGAUCAACGUCGCGGGUGCAACAGGAGGGCCAAAUGAGGAUUGAAUAUAUUUUGGACGAAAGGUCGGCGGAUAUUUUCACUGUCGUGCGCAUGACAUAUCAGUUGCUGGAUUUGAUGCCACAGACGCGGAGCAAUGUUUGGGUGUAG